CCAAAGCAGCUCCCCCCCUCGUCCGUAAUGGUUCGCCCCCCCGCUGUCCUGUUGAGCGUACGAACUGUUUUGACUGACACCGGAGAAACUCAACGAGUUUGACAAGUUACCGAUCGGUAGAGCACCAUGGUGGAAGUGGAGUGCAGGUCUGAGCAGGUGAGGGCGUGAUCCCUCUGCUUUCCGUCGACAGCAAGGUCGACGUGGAGACAGGACUGUCAGUGGAGACGAAGAAUGGCCCGGAACGUUAACUUCGACCUGAACCACCCUCUGAUGGAGGCUGGACUGGAGAGCCCGGCGGAUGAGGAGGGUGUUCACGACUCCUUCAGCCAGCUGAUAGCGGAGCAGAGUCAGAAUGGAGGACCGGCCGAUGCCUACGAGCUGCAGCGGCUGCAGAGAGAUCUGGACGAGGACCGAGAUGAGGUGCCCUACCUGUCCUCUCCUCCACGGGUGAUUAGGGGAAGGAGACAGGGUCAGAGGGACAUGGAGUGGGAGGACGAUGUAACGCAGAUAGACCCCCUGGUGGGUGAACGGUGGUCUUCGGCCACCAUGAAGAUCCUGUCCUCCAUGCCCAGCCGGACCAUUGGCCGCAGCAGAGGGGCGAUCCUCUCGCAGUACUACAACAGGACCAUGAAACUGCGGAGACGCAGGCAGAGCCGACCGGCCAUCCAGGACUUCUCCCGCUCUGCCCGGCCGAGCAUACGGGGCCACGGCAUGGAGGGGGACAGCACAGACGCCGAGGGCACAGAACUGAAUAAAAGGGAACGCCUGGUGAACAACCUGCAGAACCUGUCGGUGGGGGACAGGGUGAGAAUGCUGCGGGGCAUGCCCCUCAGUGUGGCUGAAAAAGGUGAACUCAGGAGGUUAACAAUACAAAAGGAGAAACACACAGUUUCUGGAAAAAGGCUUCACUGCUGCAGUCGGGUCAAAUACUACAUCAUCAUCGCUCUGAGGCAUAGCUGGUACAGCUGGCUGUCCUUCCUGCACUCGCUCCAGCUGUGGCAGGUGCUGCUCAAGAGAGUGGGCGGACGCUUCGGCAGCGGCGUCCUCUCGUACUUUGUCUUCCUCAGGACCCUGCUCUUCUUCAACCUCUUCCUCUUCCUGGUGACGGGGGCGUUCAUGGUGCUGCCGCAGGCGGUGCACCCUCCAGACGUGUCUGCAGCCAGACGCUCCUUCUCUGGCCUGGAGCUGCUCACCGGGGCGGGCUAUUUCUCAGACUCAGUGAUGUACUAUGGAUACUACUCUAACUACACUCUGCAGAGGAGCUGCAGAGAUGAUGGCGAAUUGUCAAACGUUUCGGUAUCAAAUUCAACUGAACUGGAGUGCAGUUCGAAGAGUCUUUCUUACAAAAUGCCGCUCGCGUACUUCUUCACCAUCGGAGUGGCCUUCUUCAUCACGUGCAUCAUACUCGUGUACAGCAUGUCCAAGUCCUUCGGCCAGAGCUUCAGAAUCGACAAAUCUCACAGUAUUCUGGCCAUGAAGGUCUUCUGCUCCUGGGACUUCAAGGUCAUCAAGAAAACUUCUGUCAAACUCAUGUGUGAGAAUAUCUGCACGCAGCUCAAGGAAUUGCUGGCAGAGAUUAAUCACAAGCAUCUGAAAAGCACCGCGUGCCAGAAGCUGGGGAGACUGAUGGUCCACGGCCUGGCCUGGACCAUCUGCAUCGCGAGCACCACCGCCUGCGUGAUCAGCAUCUACUACUUCUCUGAUUACAUGCACAAGGACCCCCUGCUGAACGACGUGAGCCUGCUGGCUCUGCCGGUGGUGGUGUCCCUCAUCAACCUGCUGCUGCCGGGCCUCUUUAACCUCGCCGCCUGGAUGGAGGAAUACAACUCGCCGACUGUGCGCACAUACAUCGCCAUCAGCAGGAACUUGAUUCUGAAAGUGAGCGUGCUGGGCGUCCUCUGUUACCACUGGCUGGGCCGGGUGGCCGUUCAGCAGGACAGCAACGGCCUCGAGUGCUGGGAGAGUUUUGUUGGUCAGGAGCUGUAUCGCUUCCUUCUCAUGGACUUCAUCUUCACUUUAAUGGACACCCUGUUCGGAGAGUUUCUGUGGCGGCUGUUUUGUGAGAAGGUGCUGAAGAGGAGGAGGAAACCGGUGUUUGACAUCCCCAGAAACGUCCUGGAGCUCAUCUAUGGACAGACACUGGCCUGGCUGGGUGUCCUCUUCGCACCUCUCUUACCUGCAGUCCAGCUCCUCAAACUCUUCCUGCUCUUCUACGUUAAGAUGAGCAGUGUGCUGAUGAACUGUCAGGCUCCCAGGAGGCCAUACAGAGUCAGCCAGAUGACCACCAUUUUCAUCACCCUCCUCUGCUUCCCAUCGUUCCUGGGAGCCUCCGUCUGUGUCACCUACAGCAUGUGGAGCAUCAAGCCGUCCUCGUCCUGCGGUCCCUUCCGUGGGCUGGAGACGAUGUUCCAGGCGGGGAAACGCUGGGUUAAAGACCUGGAAGAUCAGGAUCCCAACCUGUCGAUGCUUGCCAAAGCUCACGCCUACCUGGUGGAAAACCCUUUCUUCCUGUUUGUGGGAGCAGGAAUCUUUCUGGUCGUCAUUUACUUCCACAGUCAGGUGGUGGACGGUCAGAGGAAAAUCAUCAAGUUACUGCAGGAGCAGAUUCAGAAUGAGGGAGAGGAUAAAAAGUUCCUGAUCGCUCGACUGCAGUCGAUUCACGAGCGGAAACGCACUCCCGCUCGAAGGCUGGUCAGUCAGGACUCGGCGUGUUGAGGAAGGCGAAUCUCCAGCAGACUGACUCCUCAUUUCUCUGAGCUGCUCUGACAUUUGGAGAAAUCUUGAACCGGUGGGUCUCGAACUGGAAUAAAAACUGGACAUAAAGACGAAGCCGACUUGCUGUCGGGACAUCUCACGUCAGUAGGGUUCACUGCAAGUGAAUCAUAUCAGGGGAGACGAAGCUGCCUGCCUCAUGAAGAGUCGUUUGCGGAUGAGUCUCUGGAGGCCAAAGUGAAGCUGCACACUGUAACUGAUGACUGCAUUAACUGUGUUUGACUCUGAUGGAAACGGGAGUUAAACCAGCAGCACGACAGAGCAGAACACACCGAAACUCCUGCGCUCUGAGCUGCAUUCAGGUUAUUGAUCAUGCAACACAAUGAACAACUCCUUUUUUUUCUGUUGUAGAAGCACUUUUAUACUGACUGUGAACAAAUAGUUUUUAAUCUCAGUUUUAAAAAUAUUCUGUUAGUAUGAAUGCUGUAGAUGAGAUUUUAAUUUUGUGGGUGUAUUUGUAUGCUGUAAAUGAGUUUGUUUUUUUUACGUUUUAUAGUUUUUUGAGUGUGCGAAUGUCUCAUUCUGUGAGUAAAUGAUGUUUAACAUAAAA
This is a messenger RNA of Salarias fasciatus (jewelled blenny), 3322 nucleotides long. It is a transcript of the gene tmc6b, whose product is annotated as transmembrane channel-like 6b. Gene Ontology annotation, molecular function: mechanosensitive monoatomic ion channel activity. The record is from RefSeq and is a predicted model, not a curated record. Gene Ontology annotation, cellular component: plasma membrane. The transcript is spliced from 21 exons. Bases 232 to 2715 code for a protein of 827 amino acids. NCBI's taxonomy places the organism in Eukaryota, Metazoa, Chordata, Actinopteri, Blenniiformes, Blenniidae.